Messenger RNA from Phragmites australis (common reed), 1940 nucleotides. RefSeq lists its product as uncharacterized. The record is from RefSeq and is a predicted model, not a curated record. The coding region runs from base 264 to 1556 and encodes 430 amino acids. Gene Ontology annotation, cellular component: U2-type spliceosomal complex. Lineage: Eukaryota; Viridiplantae; Streptophyta; Magnoliopsida; Poales; Poaceae. Gene Ontology annotation, biological process: mRNA splicing, via spliceosome. The transcript has 3 exons. Gene Ontology annotation, molecular function: RNA binding.
CGACUCUACAACAAGUGUGUUCCUCGUCUCCCUCGGAAAAAAAGAGAGGGUAUUUGUCGUCCCCUUCUCGCUGAUUUUUCACCCCCAAAUCCUUCCCUUUUCCUCCUCGAAUCCGCCCUUCCCCUCUCAUCGUGAGGCGUCGCCUCCUCCCAGCCUCUGCUGCCGUGGAGCGGAGAUCCACCCGGACUUCGGAUUGAUUCCUUCUUUCGCCGCUGCGGUUGACCUAGAGUGCAAGAGUGGGGAACAGCUGACCUACAGUGACCAUGUCUGUGUCGGCUGGUGUUAGCGAUGUUGCCAUCACGGUGCGCGACAAGCUCCGGGGCAAGAUUGGCCAGACCAAGGUCAAGCGGUACUGGCCAGGAAAGGCACCUGAGUGGGCUGGUGAUGCUGAUGAGGACAUUGAUAUCCGGACGGCACGGGUCUCCCUCGAUAAGGCAUUCCCGAAGGAUGAGGAUGGUGAUGUCCUGGCAAAGGACGAUCGCCGGCUCCGGCGCCUUGCAGAGACCCGUGCGGAGAAUAAGGAGGAGCUGAGGGCAGAUCACCGCCGUAUACGGCAGGCAGAGAUUGUGUCAACUGUGGAGGAGGAGAAUGAGAGGCAGGAAGCUGACAUCGACAAGGAAGAUGAUGAGGCCCAGGAGGAGAGGAGGAGGAGGAUAAGGGAGAGGCAGCUCUUAAGGGAGCAAGAGGAGCUACUUCCUCAGGAAGAGGAGGAACCGGUGGAUGAGGAGGAGGAAGAGGAGGAAUCUGAGUAUGAGACGGACUCAGAAGAUGAGCAGGUGGGUAUGGCCAUGGUGAAGCCUGUGUUCAUACCAAAGUCGCAGCGAGACACCAUCGCAGAGCGUGAGCGGCUGGAGGAGGAGGAGCGACAGCUUGAGGAGCUGGUCAAGAAGAGGCUGGAAGCUAGGAAGAUUGAAACUAGGAAGAUUGUGGUGGAAGAGAUUAAGAAGGAGGAGCACAUUGAGAAGGCGCUGAAUGAGGAGGCUAACAUUGAGGAUGUUGAUACGGAUGAUGAGUUGAAUGAAGCAGAGGAGUAUGAGUCAUGGAAGAAUAGAGAAAUAGCAAGAAUUAAGAGGGACAGGGAGGAAAGAGAUGCAAGAUUGAAGGAGAAAGAGGAGAUUGAGAGGGUAAGGAAUAUGACCGAUGAAGAGCGUCGGGAAUGGGAGCGGAAGAAUCCAAAGCCGCUUCAUCAGACGAAACAGAAGUGGAAGUUUAUGCAGAAAUAUUACCACAAAGGUGCCUUCUUCCAGGAAGGCGCUGAUGAUGUUAUUCAGUCAGCUGGUAAAGAUAAUAUCUACAGCCGUGAUUUCUCUGAACCUACUGGAGAGGAUAAGAUGGACAAAAGCAUCUUGCCUAAGGUCAUGCAAGUUAAACACUUUGGGCGCAGUGGCAGAACAAAGUGGACACAUCUUGUUAAUGAGGAUACUACAGAUUGGAAUGCACCAUGGGCUACAAAUGGGCCUCUGCGAGCAAAGUAUAAUGCAAAAAUGGCAGGCAUGAACGCACCUAUUGCUAAACCAAAGGGAAGUAAGAAGAUGAAGGACUGGGAUGAAAAGUGAGAUGUGUAAGGUCUUUUUGCUGGCUGUGCUGGUACUAUUCUCAGCCACUAUGGCACUUACCUUCAGUAAAACACUUGGCUGCAUAAGUUGCCCUCUCAAUGAUCUUCUGCUCUGCCAAUUUGGCUGCAAAUUCUCACCAAUCUAUAACAUUUGCAGGGCUUCAGUCACAUAUAGAUCUUAAUCUCCCAAGAACGAAUAGUUUUGUUCAGAGAACAGUAUGGUUCAAGUCAGCUCAGGUUUUGUGUAACCCUGAAGAAUUUCAUGUAAUAUGUUUGCCCUUUGAUACAUUUUCUCUGAAAUCGUAGGAAGCCACUUGCUGGUGGACACCUUUAAAAGGGAGAUAUUAUUUAACGUGAAUCAACAUUAGCCACUGCCUAUUGGUUA